AUGCGCGCCGAGUACACAAAAUGGUCUUUCAAACUGCUGAGCACUUUCGGGGUUUUUCUGCAAUUGAUCAUUCUCGAUAUACCCAGAGAUCUCUAUCGAUGGUUGACGCUGAGCAAAAAGGAUGUGCAAG
Mesorhabditis belari is the source of this 130-nucleotide messenger RNA. Lineage: Eukaryota; Metazoa; Nematoda; Chromadorea; Rhabditida; Rhabditidae. The record is from the annotation of a GenBank genome assembly.